CAGACUGAACUACGAUUUCUACAUUCCAAACCAACAUGUUUUAUUGUUGUUGGUAAACCUGGUAGUGGUAAAACUAGUCUAGCCAGAAGAUUAGCUUUGGAAUGGAAGUGUGAAUUGAUCAAUGCCAGUGAAUUGAUUAAUCAGAAUAUUGAAUUACAAAGUGAUAUGGGUAUAAAGUUUACAGAAAUAUUAAAUAGAGGUGAAGCUAUACCAGAAUCAUUAGUUAUUAAAAUGAUUGAAAAUAAAAUCAACUCUCCAGAAGUAGCUCAUCAUGGUUAUGUACUGGAUGAUUUCCCAUCUAUAUCAGAAUCUUAUUUGAGUGUUAGAGAUCAAUUAGAACUUGUUAAAAAUUGGAAAUUACGGCCAGAUUUUAUCAUCAAUAUAAAGAUCCCUGAUAAAGAUAUAGAGAAAAGAAGAAUUGGACAGAAAGUUGAUCCUGUAACUGGUGAUGUUUAUACUAAAGAUGUUUAUGCUCCAGAUAAAUCACUGAAAAUGAUGUCUGAUAAAGAAGGGGAAGAAGAAGGUGAAGAGGAAGAAGAAGAGGGAGAUGAAGAAGAAAUUGAAGAUGAUUCUUUACCAAGUGAGAUACUAGGAAGAUUAAUAAUAAGACCAGAAGAUUUAGAACAACAAGUCGAUGAAAAUAUUCUCAAAUUUAAAAACAAUAUGUUGAGAAUUUUAGAGGACUAUAUGGCAGAUCAUGAUCAACAAUUUUUAAUUGAAAUGGAUGGUAACCAGAAUAAUGCUGUUCUGUUUAAGCAAUUAUUAAUGAGACUAGGAUGUUUUGUGUUGAGAACAGCUGCUGUACCAAUCAGACUGUGGGACCCUGAAGAUCCUGAAGAGAUUAAUGAAGAUAUUGAUACAGAUGAAUUAAUGAGACAAUUAGCUCCCAAACAGAUGAUAGCUCCUAGACAUAGAUGGAGACGUAGUAGAUGGCUGAAAAAUUGUCCUGUAGCUUUAUUUGAAGGCAAUAUGGUACCAGGAAAACCCGAAUUUGCUGUUAGUUUUCUGGACAAGAUAUAUUGUUUAUCAAGUGCUGAAGCUAUGGAGAAGUUUUUAAAGAAUCCUAGACCAUAUUUACUACCUCCUCAACCUAGACCACCAUGUAAAUUAUCAAUCUUAGGUCCACCAUUAUCUGGAAAAACAACCUUAUCUCAUUUACUGGCUAAUAAAUAUAGUGCAAAGGUUAUAGAUGUAGAUGAAUUGAUGAAACCUAAAUUACUAGAAGAACAUAAGAAUCAUCUACAGAAGGUACGAGAUGACACUACAGAAACAGCUAUUUUUACUGUUAAAGCUAGAUUAAAGGAACAGUUAGAGGCUGAGAGAGAAGGUGAGUUUCUAUUUCUCAUUCUACAUCAUGUCUAUAAAGCUUAUUUUUGUCUAUCUUUUAGUUUAUUUAAGCUUUUUAUCUGUCUAUAUUUUGUAGCUUUCUAUCCUCUGUCUUCUGCUCUUUGUAAGCUUCUAUCUUUACUCUCCAUCAAUCUACCUUUUUUAGUCUAUUUAAGCUCUUAUCAUUCUACAUUAUUUAAGCUUUCUUUUCCCUAUCUUUCAUAUCCAUUAAGCUUAUUAUUUCUUAACAUUAUUGUUAAAGAUAAAAUCAUAGAACCAGAAGUUGAUGCCACUCAUCCUGAAGUUGUAGCUAUAGUUGAAGCUGCUGUGAAAGAAGCUGAAAAACAAGAUGUCCUACUACAACCAGAAAUAUAUAUAGAGGCUAUGGAGGCUGCUAUUAAAGAUGCUGAACGAGAAUUAAAAAAGAAAAAUCCAGAAGGAGCUAUAAAUGGAGGUUGGAUAUUAGAUAAUUUCCCCAAUACAAGAGAUCAAUGGGCUGUUUGUAUUGAGAAGAAUAUUCUCCCAGAUGAUGUUAUUAUAUUAAAAGAUAACAGUGAAAAUGGAGUAUGUCUAAUGGAGAGAUAUUAUAAUCAAAAUAAAACUGAAAUUGAUGAAUUAAUGAAUGUACGACUUGAAAAAGAA
Lottia gigantea (owl limpet) is the source of this 1968-nucleotide messenger RNA. RefSeq lists its product as hypothetical. Gene Ontology annotation, molecular function: ATP binding; ATP hydrolysis activity; nucleoside diphosphate kinase activity. Gene Ontology annotation, cellular component: cytoplasm. The annotation marks the transcript as partial. The record is from RefSeq and is a predicted model, not a curated record. NCBI's taxonomy places the organism in Eukaryota, Metazoa, Mollusca, Gastropoda, Lottiidae. The transcript is spliced from 13 exons. Gene Ontology annotation, biological process: nucleoside triphosphate biosynthetic process.